AAGGACAGAUAAGAACUCGUCCCAGUAUCUUCCGCUGUCUACGUUCAAGAUUUAAGAUCAAACGCGAAUAAUCUCUGCUUCCAGUUUCUUCCUCCAUCAAGAUCCCGCGAAAAUGAACGACGCAGAUGUGUCCAAACAGAUCCAGCAGAUGGUGAGAUUCAUCCGCCAAGAGGCGGAGGAGAAGGCCAACGAGAUCUCGGUUUCCGCCGAAGAGGAAUUCAACAUCGAGAAGCUGCAGUUGGUGGAGGCGGAAAAGAAGAAGAUCAGACUGGAGUAUGAGAAGAAGGAGAAGCAGGUCGAAAUUCGAAAGAAGAUCGAGUACUCUAUGCAGCUCAACGCCUCCAGGAUCAAAGUCCUUCAAGCUCAAGAUGAUGUGGUAAAUUCCAUGAAAGAGGCUGCAUCAAAGGAGCUUCUGAACGUGAGUCAAGAUCACCAUGUUUAUAAGAGGCUCCUGAAAGAUCUUAUUGUUCAGAGUUUGAUUAGACUGAAAGAGCCUGCUGUCUUGCUGCGUUGUCGCAAAGAUGAUAUUCAUUUGGUGGAGUCUGUACUGAAUUCUGCAAAGGAGGAAUACUCGGAAAAAGUAAAUGUUCAUCCACCGGAGAUAAUUGUUGACAGUGUCCAUCUUCCACCUGCUCCGUCCCACCACAAUGCUCAUGGUCCUUUCUGCUCUGGAGGCGUAGUGUUGGCUUCUCGAGAUGGAAAAAUCGUGUGUGAGAAUACCCUGGAUGCCCGAUUGGAUGUAGUAUUUCGUAAAAAGCUUCCAGAGAUCCGCAAGUGGCUCUUUGGUCAGGUGGCUGCAUGAAGUGUGAAGGAUUGUACUGUUUCUCAGCACCGCUUUGGGUUUAUUUAAGUCCUAAGCUUAGUUAUUGGUCAAUGGACAUAUAGAAUAGUGUGAAAUUGUUUGUUCAUAAAUAUCAUUUUCAUCUUUGCUGAACUGUUUAUUUGCUGAAAAUUACUGAAUCUUCCCUUUAGAAGUUUGGCGCUUAUGACAUUUUCGGCAUGGUUGCGGAACUCUGUUCGAAUAAUGAGCAACAAUAAGAUGGCAUUUGUUUA
Rubroshorea leprosula is the source of this 1053-nucleotide messenger RNA. NCBI's taxonomy places the organism in Eukaryota, Viridiplantae, Streptophyta, Magnoliopsida, Malvales, Dipterocarpaceae. The record is from the annotation of a GenBank genome assembly.